Sphaerulina musiva SO2202 is the source of this 3843-nucleotide messenger RNA. Its product is annotated as ATP-dependent RNA helicase DOB1. Gene Ontology annotation, biological process: maturation of 5.8S rRNA; RNA catabolic process. The transcript is spliced from 2 exons. Gene Ontology annotation, cellular component: nucleus. The record is from RefSeq and is a predicted model, not a curated record. Gene Ontology annotation, molecular function: ATP binding; RNA helicase activity; RNA binding. NCBI's taxonomy places the organism in Eukaryota, Fungi, Ascomycota, Dothideomycetes, Mycosphaerellales, Mycosphaerellaceae. Bases 49 to 3303 code for a protein of 1084 amino acids.
CUACUACUACAACCAUUCGACUCUCCGGUCUAGUCCACUUGCGCAACUAUGGAUGACGACCUAUUCAACGUAUUCGACGACAAACCGCAGCCUGCUAACAGCAACAAAACGAAUCUAAAAAGAUCGCUCAACGGCAAUGUCAAACAGAAUGGCGGCGACUCGGUCAUGGCAGACGCUCCGGUCGAGACGAAGGACUUUGCAAACACUGUAGCAGCAAAAGGCGGCGAUAAGAAGGGCAACGGCGACGACGAGGCAAAUGGGGAGCAGGAAGAGGGGCAACGGGGACAAAAGCGCCAGCGAAUGGAAGAUGCGCCGGACGCAGUCGUGACGGACGAGUUCGAGACGGAACAGCAGCGAGAGGUGGCCGCCUCUGCAGGACUCCAGGCGCAGCAAGAUGGAAGCGCCGCCGUGACUCUCAAACAUCAAGUGCGCCAUCAAGUAUCGCUUCCGCCCGACUGCGAUUAUGUGCCCAUCUCGCAGCACAAGCGGCCCGAACACCCCGCCAAGGUCUUCCCCUUCACCCUCGAUCCCUUUCAGGAAGUGUCAGUGGCCUCGAUCGAGCGCAACGAGAGUGUCUUGGUGUCGGCGCACACUUCGGCUGGCAAGACGGUCGUGGCAGAGUAUGCCAUCGCGCAAUGUCUCAAGAACAAUCAGCGAGUCAUCUAUACUAGUCCCAUCAAGGCUCUCAGCAACCAAAAGUACCGCGAAUUCAAUGCCGAGUUUGGUGAUUGCGGCCUAAUGACGGGAGACGUCACCAUCAACCCCACUGCAACAUGUCUGGUCAUGACUACCGAGAUUCUGCGCUCUAUGCUGUAUCGUGGAAGUGAGAUCAUGCGCGAGGUGGCUUGGGUAGUGUUUGAUGAGGUGCACUACAUGCGCGACCGAGCACGAGGUGUGGUGUGGGAAGAGACCAUCAUUUUGCUUCCCGACAAGGUUCGAUACGUCUUCCUAUCUGCCACAAUCCCCAACGCUAUGCAGUUCGCCGAGUGGAUCACCAAGAUACACAACCAGCCCUGUCACGUUGUGUACACCGACUUCCGACCCACACCACUCCAGCACUACUUCUUUCCCGCCAGCGCCGAUGGCAUUCACCUCAUCGUCGACGAAAAGGGCGUAUUUCGCGAAGAGAAUUUCAACAAGGCCAUGGCAGCCAUAGCAGACAAGGCGGGUGAUGAUGGCUCGGAUCCUUUAGCCAAGCGCAAAGGCAGAGGCAAGGACAAAAAGACCAAUAAAGGAGGGAAGAAGGAUGGCCCGACGGACAUUUACAAGAUCGUUAAGAUGAUCAUGCUGAAGAACUACAACCCCGUCAUCGUCUUCUCCUUCUCCAAGCGAGAUUGCGAAAAUUACGCUCUACAAAUGUCACAGCUGGCCUUCAAUGAUGAGUCGGAAAAGGCCAUGGUCUCCAAAGUCUUUGAUUCGGCCAUUGAGAUGUUGUCAGACGAGGACAAGCAGCUCCCACAGAUUCAGCAUAUUCUGCCACUGCUUCGCCGUGGUAUCGGCAUUCAUCACUCCGGUCUGCUGCCCAUCCUCAAGGAGACCAUUGAAAUUCUAUUCCAGGAAGGUCUCAUCAAGGUCUUAUUCGCCACAGAGACCUUCUCCAUCGGCCUCAACAUGCCUGCCAAGACGGUCGUCUUCACCGCUGUUCGUAAAUUCGAUGGUCGAGAACUGAGAUGGGUGACACCAUCGGAGUUCAUUCAAAUGUCGGGACGUGCUGGUCGCAGAGGUCUCGAUGAGCGUGGUAUCGUGAUCAUGAUGAUCGAUGAAAAGAUGGACCCGCCUGUGGCCAAGGAGAUUGUCAAGGGUGAGCAGGACAAGCUGAAUUCUGCCUUUUAUCUGGGCUACAACAUGAUUCUCAAUCUGAUGCGAGUGGAAGGCAUCAGCCCCGAGUUCAUGCUGGAGCGUUGCUUUUUCCAAUUUCAAAAUGCAGCUUCCGUUUCAAGCAUCGAGAAACAACUCAUGGAGCUGGAGCAGAAGCGUGCCGAUGCCGUGAUCGAAGAUGAAGCCCAGAUCAAGGAGUAUUACGACUUGCGGCAGAGUCUUGAAACGUACUCUUCCGACAUGAAAAAGGUCAUCAGCCACCCGCAGUACUUGUGCAAGUUCAUGCAAUCUGGUCGACUGGUCAAGGUCAAGCAUAACGGUCAGGACUUUGGCUGGGGCGUUGUAGUCAACUUUAUGAAAGUCAAGCCGGCCCGGGGCCAGAGCGAGGACGACAUGAAUAUCGGCCAUUCUGUCGUCAUUGAUGUGCUGCUCAACAUUGCAGCUGACAGCUCCGCGCCCGGCACGUCCAGCCAGCUCAGGGACGACAUGCCGAAAGAAGUCCGACCCUGCGAGCCGGGCGAAAAGGGCAAGAUGGAGGUUGUACCGGUGAUGAAUGGAACCAUUGAUGCUGUCGGCCAUAUCAGGGUCUUCCUGCCAAACGAUCUCCGGACCUCUGAGCAGCGUAACACUGUCCGGAAGUCGCUUGAAGAGGUCGCUAGACGCUUCCCCGACGGCGUGGCUGUGCUUGACCCUAUCGAGAACAUGGGUAUCGAUGACGACAGCUUCAAGAAACUAUUGCGCAAGAUCGAAGUGCUCGAACACAAGCUCCUCAACAAUCCUCUGCAUACGAGCGACAAACUACCGGAUCUGUACGAUCGGUAUGCAGCAAAGAUUGAAAUCACCAACGAGAUCAAGGCGACUCGAAAGAAGAUGACUGAUGCGCUUUCGGUUCUUCAACUGGAUGAGCUCAAGAACCGCAAGCGUGUUCUGCGUCGUCUCGGAUUCGUCAACGAGGCCGAUGUCGUCCAGCUCAAGGCGCGUGUUGCGUGUGAGAUUUCCACUGGAGACGAGCUUGUCCUCUCCGAACUUCUCUUCAAUCGCUUCUUCAACGAACUUACUCCCGAGCAGUGCGCGGCGACACUCUCCGUCUUCAUCUUUGAAGAGAAGAGUGACGAGGCCCCGGCACUCAAGGAAGACUUGGCCAAAGCUUUCCGAGAAAUCCAAGCCCAAGCACGGCAGAUUGCCAAGGUCUCUAUGGAGUGUAAAGUUCUGGUCAAUGAAGAGGAAUACAUUCAAGGUUUCAAGCAUCAGUUGAUGGAUGUGGUGUUUUCUUGGUGUAAUGGGGCAAGUUUUGCCGAGAUUUGCAAAAUGACCGACGUCUACGAAGGCUCCCUCAUCCGCCUUUUCCGCCGUCUCGAAGAACUAUUACGCCAGAUGGCUCAGGCUUCCAAAGUCAUGGGCUCGGAAGACCUGGAAAAGAAGUUCGAGGGCGCGCUCGGAAAAGUCAGGAGGGACAUUGUUGCCGCGCAAAGUUUGUACCUCUGAGAAACCAAAUACUCAGGUACUGCUGGCGAGGAGAGUAACCACCCUACGUCAAGCCAUGGGAGCCUCGCAAAGAAUACUGACUAUACAGGACACGACUUGCGAAGUGGGGAUUGCUCAGGGGGGCGACGCAAAAAAAGGGGAAUGAAUUCUGGACAUUUGGCGUUUUUUCUUUCAUGAGGGAAAUGGGAUACCAUUUGUCAUGCGCCGCGCGCACUUGUAGAAAAGAAGAAUCAGGGUACAUACCUACCUACCUAACUACUUACCGUAGGGGACGAACAAACGCUUGCCAUUGCCGCUGAGGGCCGUGGCCAUGCCUUUUGUGGGCUCGACCUUGGUACCGGAGAGAAGAGAGAGGUUGUUUUCUUUUUUUAGUUUCCUCGCGCUAUGAGCCGCUUCUUUGGUUGCGGCCUGUUGCGAUGCGAGAAACCAAAAAACCCCCUCUCUCUUCUCAAAGAUGGUGCCGAGGGAGGGAGCCCUGGCGGGAAAAACUCUGUAUUUGACUGCCUACCUAAGGUACUUACUGUCUUUUCCCACCCUUUU